Messenger RNA from Conger conger (European conger), 1649 nucleotides. Its product is annotated as E3 ubiquitin-protein ligase TRIM35-like. The record is from RefSeq and is a predicted model, not a curated record. Gene Ontology annotation, molecular function: zinc ion binding. The transcript has 9 exons. The coding region runs from base 1 to 1122 and encodes 373 amino acids. NCBI's taxonomy places the organism in Eukaryota, Metazoa, Chordata, Actinopteri, Anguilliformes, Congridae.
AUGGCCUCGUCGUACCUGGAGGAGGACCUGAGCUGCCCGGUGUGCUACAGCAUCUACGAGGAGCCGCUGCUCCUGGCGUGCAGCCACAGCGUGUGCCGGACCUGCCUGCAGCAGUGGCGGGCGAAGGACAGCUUCCGCUGCCCCGUGUGCCGCCAGCUGAGCGCCGCGGCGCCCCACCGCAACCUGGCGCUGAAGAACGUGUGCGAGGCGUACCGCGCGGAGAGGAGGGGCCGGAGGCCCGAGGCCGCGCCCCAGGCCCCCGUCCGGCCCCGGGACCUCUGCCCCCUUCACCAGGAGCGCCAGAAGCUCUUCUGCCUGGAGGACGAGGAGCCGGUGUGCGUGGUGUGCCAGGUCUCGGAGAGACACCGGAGCCACACACUGCGGCCCACGCAGGAGGCAGCGCAGACGUGCAGGGAAAAAAUCAAAGGAGACCUGAAGUUCUUGGAGAAGAACCUGAAAGCCCUGGAGAAAGCCAAGCAGACCUGUCAGAAAACCGAACAGGUUUUCAAGAGCAAUGCAGAGGACACAGAGAAGCAGAUAACGGCGGAGUUUGACAAACUUUUCCGGUUUCUGAGGAACGAAGAGGAGGCCAGGAUAAGUGCCCUGAAGAAGGAGGUGAAACAAAAUGGAGUGCUGGCGAAGAGGGUCACUGAGGACCUGACCGAGGACAUAGAAUCCCUAACGAGUGUGAUAGAAGGCCUGGAACAAGACCUCAAAGCCAAAGACAUUGCGUUACUGAAGAGCUACAAGGACACAAAGAGGAGGGCUCAGUUCAAAGCAAAGAAACCAGAGAAGGUUCUGGAUCAGCCCGAUGUGGAUCAGCACCUGCAAAAUCUGAAGGACAGGGUUCUGGGGCGAAUGACAAAAUACUUUCAGAACCAACAAGACAGAACAAGAGAGAAAGCCUCGACAGAUCGGGUUCAAGCCGUUCCAGAUUACAAGAGGCACAGAGACUCUACACCGGACGUUUCCAAUGCCACAUCAGUGCCACGUGCGCUUCCGAGUCCGAGAAUAGUGUUGUCACGCCAAAAAGGCAUCCAUCCCACCUCUCACCCCGGUCGACGACUCCAAUCCGCCACGUCGAUACAAAGUCUGCCUGCAUAUUAUGGACAUCUUGUGUAGGUGCACCUGCACUCCAUCACUGCACUGUUCAAUGAAGGUUACAAUAUAAAGGUUGUGCCAAGUCAAGGACUUUCCCCAUGGAGAGGGCCGGGGCUGCUCAGGUUAAGGACACCGCUGAUGAGCUCGGCACGGGUGCUGAGCGGGCAGAAGAGAUUGCCGUACUUGUGACUAAUUCAGAACAUUUGCAGCCUGUUGAACUGCCGGACUAUGGAAGGCUGCUGAAAAGACUCCGUAAGGUGAUUGACAAGGACCUGGGAGGUUGGUUGGAUCAAGCCACGGUGUAGCCACAGUAAGAUCAGUGCAGCCGUUGGGCCCUUGAGCAGGGCCCUUAAGCCCGCACUGAUGGAUUAUCCCCUGCUCAGUCUAAUCGAUUGUAAACAAGCCGAUGAUUGACAGCUCUCAAUGGGAGUCUAUCGCUGAGGUUCUCCACUAAUGUAUGAAACCUCACUCUCCAAUCACAAACAUGGUACUGGUGCCAAUCUCUGGGUCUACGUUCCAAUUUAAAAUAAAAGGGCGGUUUUAAGCAA